Molecule: messenger RNA, 1008 nt
Organism: Brassica rapa (field mustard)
Lineage: Eukaryota; Viridiplantae; Streptophyta; Magnoliopsida; Brassicales; Brassicaceae
Product: CASP-like protein 5A2
Cellular component (GO): plasma membrane
Source: RefSeq, a predicted model, not a curated record
UGGUUUAAGCCAAUUGGAUGUGGAGUUGGGGUAUAUUCCUCCAUUAAUCGAUCGAAUGACUCACUCUCGCAUAAACCUUCCCCUUUUCAACGAAAACCAUCUUCCUCUUCCCCUUUGGUGGUAGCUUUAGGGUUUCCUCAUUUCAUCCACUUCCCAAGCUCCAUGGCUUCGUUCCUCUCUGCUUGAUUCUCUCUCUCUCUCUCAGAAGAAGAAGAAGAGAUGAAUGUGAGUCAUGCAUCGGUGCAUCCGGUGGAAGAUCCUCCUCCAGCUACAGCCACGCCAGUAGAGAAUCAUCCGCCACGUGUUAGGAUGGACGAUAUAGAAGGGAUGCCUGGCACUUUACUCGGCGUUGCUCUUCGUUUCUUCCAGUUCUUGUUCGCAGCUGCUUCUCUUUCCGUCAUGGCUUCUACUUCUGAUUUCCCUUCCGUCACCGCCUUCUGCUACCUAGUUGCAGCCACUGGACUGCAGAGCUUGUGGAGUCUUUCACUAGCCGCCGUUGAUGUAUAUGCCAUUAUGGUCAAACGUUCUCUACAGAACCGACGGCUUGUGAGCGUGUUUGCAAUUGGUGAUGGGGUGACAUCGACACUGACUUUUGCAGCGGCUUGUGCGUCGGCAGGCAUAACGGUGCUGAUAGACAAUGAUCUGAAUAGCUGCGCACAAAACCACUGUGUUCAGUUUGAAACAUCAACCGCAUUAGCCUUCAUAAGCUGGUUUGCUGCUUUGCCUUCUUUUCUCUUCAACUUCUGGUCUCUCGCAUCCCGUUGAUUAAAAAAGACAGAUAGAAAAGAUGAUGUUGCUGCUCCACGAGCAUGCGUUUCCACGGUGUGUUAAAUGUGUGUGUGGGGGUUUUUUCACGGUGUAUAGUGACUGUUUUUUUCUUAUUCGGGUUUGGAUCCAACAUUCUUCUAAACCCGUUACCAGGAAACUGGGAACUGUUGUUCGUUUUGUUAAACACUGACAAAAGAUUGGUGGGCUUUGGGAUCUAUGAUUGAAAGGGAAAGUUCAGUU